Molecule: messenger RNA, 1581 nt
Organism: Symbiodinium natans
Lineage: Eukaryota; Dinophyceae; Suessiales; Symbiodiniaceae
Source: the annotation of a GenBank genome assembly
AUGGAGCUGGAAUAUAUAAGUGAGCUGGGCCUUCGCGUCGUGCAGUCAUCACCGCUAUUGCUCAAGUUUGGGACAUUUGAGUCCCCGAAACCGACCGAACCAGCCGAGAAGCGGGUGCCAGCGAACGAAUCGGAGCAACGCCGCGGCGGGAAGGGGGCAGGCCGCCAGAGGCGUAACGGUCAGGAUAGGGAGUCGUCUCGAGAGUUGAAGAUUUCCAAGACUUUGUCACAGCUGUUGCGACACAGGGCCCUGGAAUUUAACAUCGAAGUCCGGCCCGACGGAUUUUGCCGUUUAGUCGAAGUCUUGGCGUGCCCUUGGCUCUCAGACUUGAAAGCGACCCAAGAUGAUGUGGAGCGAAUUGUCGCAAGCAAUGACAAGAAGCGCUUCGAACUGAAGCAAGAUGUCAAAGUUGGUCAAGUGAUGAUUCGCGCCGUGCAGGGACAUUCAAUGAAGGUCGUGGAUGACAACCACCUUCUCCAGAACGUGGAUCUGAACAACUUGCCGGAUUGCUGCGUGCAUGGGACUUUCAGAAAGCAUUUUGAGAGCAUCAAAAGCAAAGGGUUAUUGGCUGGCGGCAAGCAGGGCCAAGGUUUCCGCAACCAUGUGCACUUCUCUUCUUUCGAACCUGGUGACGAACGAGUCAUCUCUGGUAUGCGCUACGACUGUGAAAUUGCCAUCUGGAUCGAUCUGAAGAAGGCCGUCGAGGAUGGUGUUCCCUUCUACAUAAGCACCAAUCAAGUGAUUCUUAGCCCUGGCAUCAAUGGCGUUAUCGACAGGAAGUAUUUCACCCGCGCGCGAGACUUGAAGGUCAAGGAGGAUCUGCCCAUUGGGCUCACCCCUCCAUAUCCCCACUUUGUGGUCGAUGUCAUGACCGUGGAGGAUGUCUGCAACGUGCGAAACGAGACGCCGCUCUUUGCACUCUUCACUUUCGAGGACUGGGUGCUGGUGAACCUGCGAGCUGAGCUGGCGCUGCUCUGCUUAGCUUUUGUUCAGGACGCCGGAGACCCUGAGCGCGUGGGCAUCCAUGAGUCAAACUUGAGCUUCUACUACCAGAAGUACUUCAAGAAGAGCCUCGUCCCAAAGCAGUUCGGCAUGAACACCCAUGUGGAGCUCCUUGGGUUGGUGAAGGACAUUGUUGAGGUGGCUGCGGACACACAGGUUGUCACCAGCAAGCGCACGCAGGAGGAGCUGGGUGACUUCAGCAUCCUCGUCAAGCUCACGGAGGCCGCGCGGCGAGAAAGGCAAGCGAAGAUAGACCAAGGCGACGAGUCUGCGUGCCUCCACUUCGAUGUCCAAGCGCACAUGCCGCCCCCGCCACCUCAGAUGGCGGCUCCGUACUACCAGGGAGGUGGCUACAAGGGCUAUGGCAGCUACGACAAGGGAGGCUACAAAGGAGACAAAGGUGUCUUCAAAGGCUACAAAGGAAACCCCGGGUUCAAGGGCGGCUACAAGGAUGGAGGCUACGGGAAAGACUUCGGCAAGGAUGGAAAGAAGGGUGGCUUUGACAAAGGCAAGAAGGGCGGUGACAUGAAGGGCUUCGGAAAGAAGGGAAAGGAUGGCAAGCCCGGCAAAGGAUAUUGA